Malaclemys terrapin pileata is the source of this 482-nucleotide messenger RNA. Its product is annotated as histone H4. Gene Ontology annotation, biological process: nucleosome assembly. Gene Ontology annotation, molecular function: DNA binding; structural constituent of chromatin; protein heterodimerization activity. The record is from RefSeq and is a predicted model, not a curated record. Lineage: Eukaryota; Metazoa; Chordata; Testudines; Emydidae. Gene Ontology annotation, cellular component: nucleosome. The coding region runs from base 80 to 391 and encodes 103 amino acids. The transcript has a single exon.
CCUGGAGCUCUGUCUGCUGGCAGCUCAGGGAGGGGGAGCCAAGGCAAACUCAGAGUCUGCCCGUUUUGUUGCCGUUACCAUGUCUGGACGCGGGAAAGGUGGAAAGGGGCUAGGAAAAGGUGGUGCUAAGAGGCACCGGAAGGUCCUGCGGGAUAACAUCCAGGGCAUUACGAAGCCUGCGAUCCGCCGUCUGGCUCGCCGCGGCGGGGUGAAGCGCAUCUCGGGGCUGAUCUACGAAGAGACCCGCGGGGUGCUGAAGGUUUUCCUGGAGAACGUGAUCCGCGAUGCGGUGACCUACACCGAGCACGCCAAGCGCAAAACCGUGACCGCCAUGGACGUGGUCUACGCUCUGAAACGUCAAGGCCGCACCCUGUACGGCUUCGGGGGCUGAUUCUCCCUGGGACCGAGCCGAAAAAAUAUUCAACCAAUAGGGAAUGAGAUGCCCCUUCCAGGGAGUUCAGGAAAGGGGAGAAGCCAUUUUG